Messenger RNA from Gallus gallus (chicken), 1250 nucleotides. It is a transcript of the gene ANKRD9, whose product is annotated as ankyrin repeat domain 9. The coding region runs from base 97 to 975 and encodes 292 amino acids. NCBI's taxonomy places the organism in Eukaryota, Metazoa, Chordata, Aves, Galliformes, Phasianidae. The transcript has 2 exons. Gene Ontology annotation, molecular function: protein binding. The record is from RefSeq and is a predicted model, not a curated record.
GCUCCGGCCCCUCCGCGACGCGCCGGCACGGAGCUCAGCGGCGAGGUCGGUGCCGAUGCGGUCUCUGCUCGCCGGGCCGGGAGGAAGCUCCCCGCCAUGCCUUGGAGCGUGCGGUGGGUCGGCGGCCCGGGCGCCCAGUCGCAGAAGCAGUGCAAGAAAUCGUCCUUCGCCUUCUACCAAGCGGUGCGCGACCUGCUGCCCGUCUGGUUCCUGGAGGACAUGCGGACCAUGGAGGUCUUCCACUGGGAGGACGGGGGCAAGGUGAGCCUCUACUCGCCCUCCGAGGCGCUGCUGUACGCCCUGGUGCACGACCACCAGCCCUACGCCCGGCACCUGCUCGCUAAGUUCCCGCAGAGCGCGCUGGCCGUGCCCAGCCAGAGCUUCAGCUGCUGCCAGGCCUCGGCUCCUCACCUGGCCAUGGCCGUCCGCUACAACCGCGUCCGCGUCCUCUUCCGCAUCCUCAAGGCCGUGCAGGCCUUCCCGCCGGCCGAGCGGGCCGCCCACCUGGACCGCCGGGGCUGCAGCCGCGUGGAGGGCGGCAAGACGGCCCUGCACCUGGCCUGCGAGCUGGUGCGGCCCGAGUGCCUGCUGCUGCUGCUGGGGCACGGCGCCUCGCCCUGCCUGCGCGACGGCGCGGGGAACACCCCCCUGGACACCCUGCUGCAGCAGGUGGGCCACGCGCCGGUGGCCAACAUGCGCGCCAAGCUGCUCUGCCUCGACUGCCUCUUCCUCUUCGUGCCUCAGGACCUGCGGUUCGCCAUGAAACAACAACUGCUGGACGACCGGCAGCAGUGGCAGGACUUGCUGGGGGAGAGCCGGUUCCGGUGCCUGGUGGGCCUGGCUCCCCCGUCGCUGUUUGUCGGAGCCAUGCGUGUCUUGAUCAGGACCAUUGCACCCGAGCACUUCCCCGAGGCUCUGGACGAUCUGCCGCUACCGCACUUCCUAAAGCCUUUGGACUUGAAGCUGGAGAGCUAGAGGGGAUCUCCCGCUCAGCUGGCAGAAAGACUCGUGCUGGGAAUGUCCCGGUGUGCGAAGCUGCCCCUGUGGCAGCCAAAUACCUGCUGUAAUUGGAACUGUCUUUUUUAAAACAAUUGUAUCCGGCACUUUACAAUAUAUUUUAUUUAAAGAUCCUUGUGGUGAGGUGAGGUCUGUACUGCGUUUUAUAACAACAUUACGCAGCCUGUACAAAUGGAGAUGGGGGAGAAUACAUUUGUAAAUAUGUCUAAAUAAACCAGCAAAGUAUCAAUCAA